Messenger RNA from Sipha flava (yellow sugarcane aphid), 2128 nucleotides. RefSeq names its product probable G-protein coupled receptor Mth-like 5 (gene mthl5). The record is from RefSeq and is a predicted model, not a curated record. NCBI's taxonomy places the organism in Eukaryota, Metazoa, Arthropoda, Insecta, Hemiptera, Aphididae. Gene Ontology annotation, cellular component: membrane. The transcript has 6 exons. The coding region runs from base 301 to 1866 and encodes 521 amino acids. Gene Ontology annotation, molecular function: G protein-coupled receptor activity. Gene Ontology annotation, biological process: G protein-coupled receptor signaling pathway; cell surface receptor signaling pathway.
GCCGCGCGCGCGCACGUAGACACAACCGCCGUACAAGGCGACACGCACGCACGCAUGGUCGGUCGCACCCGGUUCGCUUUCCCGCCGCGGUCCGCACAACAUUUUAUCGUCGCGUUGCCGUCGACGACCGUCUUCGUCGUUUCGCUAUACCUACCGGCUUCUAUCGCGUCCGACGGUCGCGCGGAAAAAAACGCACAUCCGUACCACCCCACACACCCCUUCACCAGCCGACGGUCCGUUAGCGGAUCUAACCCCGUUCUUCGCCGGUCGCGUGGCGUGACGACCAUGUGACCGAACGCUAUGCGUAACGGCAGCCGACCGGUGGUGCGGCGAUCGCCGAACGGCGGUCCGCUGUCCUUGUGGCCGUUGCUGCCCGCGCUGCUACUGUUCCGAUCGUCCGCAGCCGACUUGCAGAACACCGCGCCGCCGGUGACGACCGCCGUACCGACGACCGAGAUCGAUGCGGCCGCCGCGACGUCGGUGCACAAGUGUUGCGGCCCCGACGAAGUGCUGGCCGCCGACUGGUGUCGGAACGCGAACUCGACCAGCCACAGGCCUUGGACACCGGAGUUCACCGCGAGCAAUGAAGACGAAGCCGUUGCUGGGCUGAAGACGUUGCCCGCCUCGUCCGUCUCUUACAAAUUAGUGACUGGGUUCCCAAAUUGCAAGAAUCGUCAAAAAUGGGUUGUCUAUAAUUAUACCGGUUCCAGCGAUCGCCUAGUGUUGUAUCCGAAUGGAAAACUUAGACAUUACGUCUUAAAACACCAGCAGCAUACCAAUGAAGAACAACAGCAGCGAGAUUACAUAAUUGACCACGAACGUUAUUUCGACUACGAACAAGAGUUUUACUGUUUAGACAAAGUCAUUGGCAUUGAUAGUCCAGACAUCAAUGCCCAAGUAGCUUACAUAUGCACGCCACCAAUACCAUCGCAAUGGACAGACACCGAUUAUGUGAUGCGAAGAGUCGUGAAUCCAGCUGGUCAUGCCAUCGCAAUUACUUGGCUAUUGCUCGUGGCUAUUGUUCAUUUUGUGUUACCGCAACUCAGGGACUUAAUAGGAAAUAUGGUUACUACAUUAGCUGGUUGUAUGAUCGUAGCUAGAAUCGCUGACAUUGUGCGCAUAUUUGUCGAGUACAACGGACCAAUAAGCUAUUUAACAGCCGAUGCAUUUCUCUACAUCUUUACCCUCGGUUCAUUUUUUUGGCUCAACGCCAUGGGAUAUUACAUCUGGCGUACAUUCAAAUCACGGAACGUUUUCCUACGUAUCACCGACGGUCGAAAAUAUUGUUAUUAUUCGCUAUAUGUUUGGGGUUGUACAUUAACUAUGGGAGGCAUGGCACUUUUUGCUCAUCUCAUAUUAGAUUCAAGUACCGACAACAUAAAUAGAAACUAUUCUCCUCAUCCAUCUUCAACCAUAUCAAUAGAAGGAGCCAUAGGAUGGCUCGGGAUCGCUGUUAUAUUCGUUCCGGUCAUAUGUACGAUUCUAGUCAAUUUGUUCUUUUAUUUUUCUACUAAGACAGUGAUAGAACGAAUGUCGACGUAUGGACAAAUUCACCAUAAAAUGAAAUAUAGUUUCGGAAUGUUUUCAAAACUAUUUGCAAUCAUGGUUGUCGAUUUGACGUUGUUCAUAUUUUCGUGGAUCCAACAAGACACACUUUUUUAUUUGCAUGUCAUCUUCAAUCCUGUGCAAGCUGCUCUUGUUCUUUAUGUAACCGUUAUACGACCAAAACGGGUAAAAUUUCUACUGCGCAAAGCUUGUUGUUAUGAACAAUGCUUAUUGCCGUGUUGUCGACCAAAGGAAACAGAUGUUCAAGCCGGUACUGAAUGGGGAGAAGAAAUGAUGGCAUUUAAUACAGCUGACUAUUAAAUUUAAAAAUUGUAAAUAAUUAUUAUUAAAAUUAACUCGAUCGAAAAUAAUUAUUCAGUUUCUUAUACUAUAAAUUAUAAUUUUUAUUAUUAUUAUUAUUUUUAUUACUUAUAAAUUACCCCUAACAAACGUAACAUAACAACAUCAUAAUGGUGAAUCGAUUAUUUUAAUAUUUUGUAUCAUAAGUUAAACUAGACAUUGAUGAAGUCAAAAGUUUAACCUACAAGACAGAAAUUAUCAAUAAGAGAAAAUUAUUUGGUGA